UAGUUCUCAGUGGGGGACGGCUGGACUGAUAACACAGCGAAGAAUAAAAUCAAGACAUUUGCCGCUGAAAAUAUAAUAUCAGCGUUGAAUUCAUCUUAAUUGCGAGCUCCGUAUACUCCGAGUCCGGAUAAAUUCAGGCGGAUUCAGUCGUCGUACGAAGAAAAGCGGCUCACUUUUGGUGAAAAAUAAACAGGAAGUUGUUAGCGUUGUGGGACGUGUAGUUCCGCUUGCAGGCCGCCGAGCUUGAUAACAACGCAUAGAAAAAAGAAACAACAAUAAAAUAAUCUAAACUUAAUCUGAGGCCUGCGUUUUAACCAUUGGUGUCGAGGUAAACAUGCCCGGGUUCACCUGCUGUGUCCCUGGCUGCUACAACAACUCACACCGGGACCGGGACCUGCGCUUCUACACAUUUCCUAAGGACACCACGCUGAGGGAGCUGUGGCUGAGGAACAUCUCCCGGGCCGGGGUCAGCGGCUGCUUCAGCACCUUCCAGCCCACCACGGGACACCGAGUCUGCAGCGUGCAUUUCGCCGGCGGGAGGAAAACCUACAGCAUCCGAGUGCCGUCCCUCUUCCCGCUGCGGGGGGUGAAUGAACGCAGGAGUCGGAGAGGCAGGGGCAAGAAAGCGUCCUCGGCGGUUCCUGCCCCCGCCGCGGCCGCGACCUCCGGGAUUGUCGUCACCAGCGUACUGGGCAACACGGCAGAAGGGGCCGAGGGCAACGCAGGCGGCGAGGCGAGCGACGACAGCAUCACCGUGGUUCAGAUAGGCCAAAACGGGGAGUACCUGGGCACGGCGCGGCUACCGGUCCAUUCACAGGGGACCUGUUUCCCCGAGCCGAUCAGCGCUGCAGAGGAGCUGACGGCCGACGACUCGUCGGUCGAAACGGGGUCAUCUGUGCAGUAUGUCAGCGUGACCAGCAGCCCGCUGGACCACUCGUACUCCCUGACCACCGGCACUACGUCCGCAGAGCUGCUGCGAAAACUGAACGAGCAGAGGGACAUCAUCGCACUGAUGGAGGUGAAGAUGAAGGAGAUGAAGGCGACCAUCCGCCAGCUGCGGGUGGCGGAGGCCAAGCUGCAGGAGGAGGUGCGGGAACGGGACCGGCUGCUGUACGGCCACUCGGUGGCUGGCAGCGUCCGGAAGAAAAUCUGAUGGGGUGGGUGAACAACCCGGAGGCGACCCGUUACAGAGACUGAGACUGGAGGCGAGGGGGAUGAAGACAGCAGAUCCAGCCCUAUUUUGUAUUAAACUACGAGCGAUGACAAUUUAUUUUUAACAAGCAGAGCUGAAAAAGCCUGGAAAAAAGUUGUCUGGCUAGUUUAUGUAGCUGAUAGUAAUAACCUCAUUGCUAAUAACAUAGGAACAUGCACAGUCCGCCAUUGGUCUGCACACAUAUUUUAUUCAUUGAGCAAUGACUCGUAGUUUGCACAGAUCUACAAGUUAGACAGCCUUACAUAUUUAUAACCGGACUGAGGGGAGACUGAUGCUCAAUACUGCCUAGAUGCAUACAGAAUUUUCUCCUUAAGAGCUCUAUGAGAUACUUUCUUUACUUUUCAGUCUCUCAUUAAAUCACGAAAGUAAUGUGACGUGCGCCAAGAUGAAACCCAUAAGAUUAAUGUGCAACCAAAACACUAUUCUUGGCACACCUAUGGUUUUAGUCAUCUAAACAGAACUCUGUCAUGACUGUAUCAGAGCUGCCUUUAAUGGUACUUUAAGUUGCUUUCCUUUGUGCGACAGAAUACGUCACUUUAAGGAGUUCCUUGACAACUUUGAGGGCACUUACAUGUUCUUAGAUGACGUUUGUUGAAAACAUUAAGCUACAUUUUUUUGCAACAGUUUUUCCCAAUUAUAGAAGUUCCUAGAAAAACAUGUUAUCACUUUAUGCAACUUGAAAGUGUAUGUUUGUCUACAAGGUUGCUUUGUGAAACAGCUUCUGCUCGUUUCUGUGUGAUUCAUGAAUUUAAUGUGCCUGUUUAUGUUCGGUUUGUUUCUCCAAACAGAAGUUUAGUGGCUGAAUUUCUCUGUCCUGUUCAUGGGUGUUUUAUGCACAGGAUGUUACAUGCAUUUCUGAACGUGGUCGGACAGUUGUGCUCCGCUCUCAGUUUGAAGUAAAUUUCCUUUUGAAAUAGCGCUGAGUUGUGCGGACUGAUUUCAACAAAUGCGUUGUUUUGUUCAGUAUCAAAGUAACAAAAGAGGAACAGACUUCAAGAUCCUGCAGUGUUACUGUUAUUUUACCUUCACUAGAAGGCUCAUCCUGUAUGAGAACAGACUCCAUGGACUGCAAUGAGACUAUUUUUGUUUAGAAAAAAGAGAGAUAAAGGUUUGCAGUGUUUCUAGUAUUUUUUUCAGCAGUGUUGCGUUGUUGGGGGAAAAAAAAUAAUAAAAUUUUAAGAUUUGUGACAGGAACCAAACAUAAA
Mugil cephalus (flathead mullet) is the source of this 2418-nucleotide messenger RNA. RefSeq names its product THAP domain containing 11 (gene thap11). The record is from RefSeq and is a predicted model, not a curated record. The transcript has a single exon. Gene Ontology annotation, cellular component: nucleoplasm. NCBI's taxonomy places the organism in Eukaryota, Metazoa, Chordata, Actinopteri, Mugiliformes, Mugilidae. Gene Ontology annotation, molecular function: RNA polymerase II cis-regulatory region sequence-specific DNA binding. Gene Ontology annotation, biological process: regulation of transcription by RNA polymerase II. The coding region runs from base 335 to 1153 and encodes 272 amino acids.